Messenger RNA from Aegilops tauschii subsp. strangulata, 642 nucleotides. NCBI's taxonomy places the organism in Eukaryota, Viridiplantae, Streptophyta, Magnoliopsida, Poales, Poaceae. The record is from RefSeq and is a predicted model, not a curated record.
AUGUACUCGGCGAACGCGAGGACAGGAUGCUCGACCACAGCCGGUUGCCGCCCGGCCCAUCCGCCUCCUGGCCCCGCGCCCGACUUCCGCGGCUUCCGCGCGGCCAACCCCGAGCUCAGCCCCUCUGCAUCGGCCCGCACCUCCACAAGCAUGUGCCCCGGCCGUCGCCUGCGCCCGCCGGCUCCGGAUCCCCACCGGGUCGCCUCCGGCCGCGGCCGGGUGCCCCGCACCAACCGGCUCCGGGUCGCAUCCGCCUGCGGCCGGGCGCUCGCUCCGGCCGUCUCCGGGUCCCCGCCGGGUCGCCUCCGGCCCACCCUCACGCCGGCCUCUCCACCUCCUGUGCCGGCUCCGGUGGCCGCCCCGUCCGUCACCCCGGCCGCCAGCUCCGCAGGCCGGCCCGACCAACCGCCGUCUCCCCCCUCGACCCGGCCUGCCGGCUGUGCCUGCGCCGGCUUCUGCCGUGUCCGCGCUCGCCGGCUCCGCGCGACGCGGCCGCGCGCCGGUUCCGCGCGACUCGGCGCCGUCCGGCGUCCCCGGCGGCCUCCCACGCUGGCUGGCUCGCGCCCGCACGGCCGGCUCCGCCGCUUGUCAGCCCUGCCCGGCGACCCGGCCGCUUGCCGGCCCCGCCCGCAUCCCGGCUAG